Messenger RNA from Echinops telfairi (small Madagascar hedgehog), 1203 nucleotides. It is a transcript of the gene EIF3E, whose product is annotated as eukaryotic translation initiation factor 3 subunit E. Gene Ontology annotation, biological process: translational initiation. NCBI's taxonomy places the organism in Eukaryota, Metazoa, Chordata, Mammalia, Afrosoricida, Tenrecidae. The coding region runs from base 1 to 1188 and encodes 395 amino acids. The record is from RefSeq and is a predicted model, not a curated record. Gene Ontology annotation, molecular function: translation initiation factor activity. Gene Ontology annotation, cellular component: nucleus; cytoplasm; eukaryotic translation initiation factor 3 complex. The transcript has 11 exons.
AUGCUGACCAAUGACAAGUUCAAGAUUGCUCUGCGAGAAAAAAGAACCACAGUUGUUGCACAGCUAAAACAACUCCAGGCAGAAACUGAACCAAUUGUGAAAAUGUUUGAAGAUCCAGAAACUACAAGGCAGAUGCAAUCAACUAGGGAUGGUCGGAUGUUAUUUGACUACCUGGCGGAUAAGCAUGGUUUUAGGCAGGAAUAUUUAGACACUCUCUACAGAUAUGCAAAAUUCCAGUAUGAAUGUGGGAAUUACUCAGGAGCAGCAGAAUAUCUUUAUUUUUUUAGAGUGCUGGUUCCAGCAACUGAUAGGAAUGCUCUGAGUUCCCUUUGGGGGAAACUGGCCUCUGAAAUCUUAAUGCAGAAUUGGGAUGCAGCCAUGGAAGACCUUACAAGGUUGAAAGAGACCAUUGAUAAUAAUUCAGUGAGUUCUCCACUCCAGUCUCUUCAGCAGCGAACAUGGCUCAUUCACUGGUCUCUGUUUGUUUUCUUCAACCACCCCAAAGGCCGGGAUAACAUUAUUGAUCUCUUCCUUUACCAACCACAGUAUCUUAAUGCAAUUCAGACAAUGUGUCCACAUAUUCUCCGCUACUUGACUACAGCAGUCAUAACAAACAAAGAUGUUCGAAAGCGCCGACAGGUGCUAAAAGACCUAGUCAAAGUUAUUCAGCAGGAAUCUUACACGUACAAGGACCCAAUUACAGAGUUUGUUGAAUGCUUGUAUGUAAACUUUGACUUUGAUGGUGCACAGAAAAAGCUGAGGGAAUGUGAAUCAGUGCUUGUGAAUGACUUCUUCCUGGUAGCUUGUCUUGAAGAUUUCAUUGAAAAUGCCCGACUCUUCAUAUUUGAGACUUUUUGUCGCAUCCAUCAAUGUAUCAGCAUUAACAUGCUGGCGGAUAAACUGAACAUGACCCCAGAAGAGGCUGAACGGUGGAUUGUGAAUUUGAUUAGAAAUGCGAGACUGGACGCCAAGAUCGAUUCUAAAUUAGGUCACGUGGUGAUGGGUAACAAUGCAGUCUCACCCUAUCAGCAAGUGAUUGAAAAGACCAAGAGCCUUUCGUUUAGAAGCCAGAUGUUGGCCAUGAAUAUUGAGAAGAAACUUAAUCAGAAUAGUAGAUCAGAGGUAAACAUAACGAGUUUUCUGUUUGGUGUGGGAUCUAGCAACAAUAGAACACAAAUUAUUACUUAGACUUGAUUUGAAAAC